AUGGCCGAUUUCACAGAAAUGACGACGGGGUGGAUUCUGGGUUGGGUUCGGCGGGUCAGUCGGAAGCAGGCGUUGCACGCACUAGUGCGUGAAUACCACAGGGUGAUAAACUUCGACUCGCGCGUGUUUUUCGACCCCCAGUGUAUUCAGAAUCGUCCCGAAUACCACUCGGUACCGGGUACGGACAUUUCCGAAAAGAUCGUCGAGUAUGCGAAUAGGGCGUUUGCUAUCGACGAGGUGUUCAAAUUCGAGACAUUGGACAUUCAGAUAAAAGAUUUGCCCGAGAAAUACAUCGCCGAGUUCGACGUCGUGUAUUCGUUUCCUGUUUUGGAUUUUUGCAAUGAUAUCCGACAGGGAUUUGAGAACAUUUACAAUAUACUUCGACCUGGCGGGACUUUCUGUAUGGUAUGGGUAUUUUCUCACGAAAUGUUUAAAAUUAUUGAAAUUAUGGUAGAGAACAAGCGCUUUGCAUCGUAUUUGUACAAAUACAACGUGCCGUUUCUAGAUACGGACACGCCUCACAUAGUGUUAAAAGAAUUACUUCGGAGCAUCGGAUUUACGGUUUACUACUGCAAUACCCAGAAUGUGAACAUCGAUAGUCUUUGCGAUACAUUGCCAUUCAUUAUUAUGUCUGAUUUUUCAUUUAUGUACGACAUGCCAUCUGAUCGAGCGAAGAACUUCAAGAAGGAGUUUAUAGGCGAAUACGUAAAAAUGACGAAAGGAAAAUACACGCAUAAUGAUAAAUCGCUGACGAUGGACACAUACAAAGUACUAAUAGUGAACGCACGAAAAACCUAG
Molecule: messenger RNA, 798 nt
Organism: Trachymyrmex cornetzi
Lineage: Eukaryota; Metazoa; Arthropoda; Insecta; Hymenoptera; Formicidae
Product: juvenile hormone acid O-methyltransferase
Exons: 6
Coding region: 1-798 (265 amino acids)
Source: RefSeq, a predicted model, not a curated record